AGUUCUAGUGUCGUCACCGACGACGCAGAAGCAAGUAAGUAAGAAAGAGUAGUAUUAGUAGGAAGAGUGCUCCGGUGCCCCAGCUCUGUCACACUCCUCUCCUUCUCCUUCUCCACCUCUGUUGUGCUGCCCGAAUUUUCCAUUCUGAGAAGGAGGAGGAGGAGGUCUUUUCAUUGAAUUUACCGACUUCCCGAAAUUAAGAGAUUCCGAUAAUCGGGGACCACCCGAAUAUACGAUUGGGGAGAUGUGAAGCACUGCUCCUCAUCUUCUCCCUUCAUCCCACUUGUAGCUUUUCUUUCUGUUUCUGUUUCUGUUUAUGUUUCUUCUCUUGGUGUGGGUGUGUGUGGGAAUGUGGAUGUGCAAGACCUGUUCAGGAGGACUCGUCAAUUCCGGAUGCGUGAAAUUGGCUAAGUCCACCACCGAGGAGGAGGAGGAGGACGAGCAGGAGAAGUCGUGAAAGGUCAGAGCCAGGGUUUGGAAGCAGAAGGGGAGGAAGGGAAGGGAAGGGAAGGGUUAGAGCUUCGAUGUCUGGGAUGGGUGUAAGGCAGGCAGGGAAGGCAGAUUGGGAACAAAGGAAUCUGUCGGGAUUCUGAAAUCUAAGGGGAAGGUGGGGUGGAGGCAAACUGGGCGUGCAACCAUUACAGCUUGAGGAUUUUGUCAUCUAGUUUGUUUCGAAUGCUAGUUGGACGUAUUUAAUUCGGGAGUGCACCACCUGGGUAUGUGGCUUGUUGCUUCGAAUCCAUAUUGGAAUGGGAUUCUGGAUACGGCACGCUGGACCAUCGCGAAACAGGGCCUCCUUCUAAUUUAUGGCUGUGAGCAAUUAGGUGUCUUUGAGCGAGAAUUUAUUGGAGGAGAUCGUUGUCAUUUGGAGGAGAUACUGGUGCGGCCUGGGUUGAUUUGCUGGUUCCUCAUGGCACGCAGUCGAUUCUAUGUAUCUCCAAGCUCUUCGCCUCCUCAAUAGCCUGCUUAUGGCGUGCUUUCUUGGUCCUUUGAUUCCCAUCCCGCAUGCCUGCAGGUUUAUCCGACUGGGUGGCUCUGGUGUCGCUCGGAAUUCACACGGCGAUUCUCACGAAUUUGCGAAUUAUAUUAGGUCAGCUCCGAUUCGUGUGGCUACCUGGAUUGCAAGAUUCUCUGACAGAACGGGUGCUCUUACUGUGCUUCAAAAUCCCCGUUUUCUCUUCCUCUGUCUAGCUCUAUGCGUGGUGGCUGUGGCGGGUGAAAAUGUGCAGCGUGAGCCUCUCCUUGUGGUCGCAAUGCUUCAGUCCGGAGAAGGCGCAGGAAAGACUUCGUGUGUACGAAAAGCGAAUGUGUCCUCCCAAUCUCUCAUUUUCGCAGUACCUGGAAGCGUUGCAGUCCACUGGACAGGCUCAAUGCACGACGGUGUGGACUAAGAAAACUGUGGCUUAUCGUUGCCGCACUUGCCAAGUUAAUGACUCUAGUGCUAUUUGCAUGGGUUGUUUCACGAGAGGCCAACAUGUAAAUCAUGACUAUGUAAUGUAUCACAGUGAGUCAGGCGGGUGCUGUGACUGCGGGUAUCCAGAAGCUUGGAAACCUUCUGGGUUUUGUAGUGCUCACCGGAUCGGCAAUCGUCCGGAAUCCAGUGUACCCGCUGAUCUGGAGCGUGUUUCAAGACUUUCAGUGAGCAGCGUUUUGGUUAUGUUUUCGUUUAUCGUCAGCUACAUUCCAGAAACUAAGGGAGGACCACCAGUUUCUACAGAGAAAAAGAUAGAGGUGGCUACUAUUUAUCUCAACUGGCUUAAGAGGCUAUGUUCCGUGGAUGCUCUCCGCAAAAUUGUGUGUUCCGAAAUUGUUCAGAGGAAUGCCAAGGAUAAGGAGAUGCGAGAGCAGGUGAAAACUCCUUUACAGAUUCUAAUGAAAACGUUCGCUAGUAUGCCAGAAGACAUCAUGGAAGGGGAAACAACCUUGUUCCUGCAGAUGCUGUACGAUCCAAAGUUUAAACAGCAGUACUCUGAAGAACUCAUGGAUCACUAUCAAAUGAUGCUCGAGAGCGUGACUGAAAAGAUUGUCAGAAAUGAUGAUCCUCUUGUGAGGCACUUCAAAGCUCUUGAUUCAAGCCUGGAUAGAGUUAUGGUGCAACUUUUCAAUGUUCCCAAUCUGGAGUUGAUCGAGAGCAAGAAUUUACUAAGAUUAUUUGUCAUGGUCUUGGGUAAAAUUUUGAAGCGCUGCUUAGCAAGGGGUACCAACGUCGUGAACCUCAGAGAUCCAAAAAUUGAGAACAAGGUGUAUUUGAGGCCUCAAGGAGACUUGCGUUUGGUUUUUGCUCACCAGUGUGUUACUCAACAUCUGUUUGAAAAGCAGCCUGAUGUCUUUGUGUCUAUCCUGGAUAUUCUUGUCCCACUUCAGUGGAUGAAUCCCUAUCAUCCAGCAAAAUAUGUCGAUUUUGAGGAGAAUACUGAGUGGACAUUGGGUAUUCAACUGGAGAUGCAUAUCAUGGCUAUCAUCUUUCUGCUUAUUUCUGGAUGCUAUUCAAUUCGUAGACCUGAUCUGGAGGAUCCAACUGAAACAUCCAGAAAAACAUUACUAUCAGCGGCUAACUGUACGUUGAAACGUCUGCGUGAAUACUUAAAUGAGGAAUCAACUUUAAAAUUCUUGAGUAGUACAGCCCACAGUGCUCCCGUAUCCCUCCAUGUCCCUUUACACAGGACGUUGAGUGUCGUAUUAGCAAAGCUUGUGCUGUUUCCUUGGAAAGAUGUCAACGACGGAUUUCUCUCUAGUUUGAAUCUGAACUAUUCAGAACAGGAGGUGCUUGCAUUGAUGGAGCAUCCUUUGCGCAUAGUGGUCUGGACGGCACAGAUUCGAGCGAAUCGAUGGACCGACGUGUCUGGUGAACUCAAUCGUUUGGAGCUAAUAUAUCGUGGAAGCUUUUGGCAUGAUCAGUCAAUGGAUAUGGAUAUCUUGUUGUUGCAAUUCUGUACUGUGGCUCGUGAAAACAUGGAGCGUGCUGCAUUUAUGCGUAUGGCCGAGCGCUUUGAGCUUAAGGAGCUAGUGUCCACUCCCCUGAAUGAAAAUGAAGGAGAAAAAUUUCUUUUGGUGCACGAUUUCAUUAAACUAGUUUUGCUGGUUGUUCGUGAACGUCGCAACACGGGAUUGGAGGAGAUGGACUGUCUCCGUUACGAUGUUAUCCAGUGGCUUUGUGUGAAGAAUCAGACGUAUUCCCAGCUCUGUCGUGCUCUGACUGCAACUCCAGUGGAUGAUAAAAAAUUGAGAGAAAUUUUGGAUAAAGUGGCCUAUUUCCACUCUCCUAGGAUUCAAGAGCAAGGGUAUUUCGAGUUGAAAGCUGAGUGCUGGCAAGAAUUUGAUCCGCUGUUUGCCCAUUUUUAUUUAAACGAACUCGAAGAUGCUCAGGAAAGAGCGGUGCACAUCGGGAAACUGCCACAUUAUUGGCGAAUUCGAUCUUUGAGGGGUGUGAAGCCGCCCUACAAUCGUCUCAUCAAUCUUCUCCAUACAGAGGAGUGCCAUCAGCUUUUAUGGAACGUGUUGAACUAUGUCAGCGCUCUGCUUAUGAAUGUUUCUACAUCCACUGCUGGUGAAUCACUUGGGGUUGUAGCCUUGCAAAUGUUGGGACUAGCACUUUUGGAUCGCAGAGAUAAUCCAGAAAAAUUUCCUGUUCCCGCAGAGACUUUGCAAUCACAUCCCGCCUCCUCCAUCGACAUCUUCUAUAAUGUUUAUCGCAGACCUCAAUUUAACCAAAACACCAGGGUUAUGGAGUGGAAAAUUUGUCAGUCAGAGUCUCCUUGUAUAUUGGAUUUGCUCCGCAAAUUGCAAGAUGUGACGAAUGCUCCUCGAUUGGUUGACUCUGCGCACUUUGUAACACAGCUUCUAACGGCGUCUCCAUAUUUCGUAAUGGGUGGGGUUUUGCCAACAAAGGUGGCACUUUUGCCCAAAGCACACGAUCGAGUUGAUACCGCACACGAUGACGAACGACUUCAAAAGAAACAACGGCAGGAAGCUAUCAUGGCUCAAUUUAAAGCCAAGCAGAAUGCAUUCUUGGAGCAAUUUGAAGUCAGCGAUGAGGACGAAAAUGACGGUCCCAGUUUCUCAGACAAUAAUUUAGAAUCAGGGAGUAGUUCUGAGGACCCUUCAACAGAAUAUUCUAGCAUUGGUACGAAAAGUGGAAAAGCUGCCGUGAAGUCAAGUGAAAUCUAUGAGUGUGCAUUCUGUCGGACCGAGUGUGGUGGUAGUGACAAAUCAACAGGGUGGAUCGCUUUUGUGCAACGUUACAAUAUGCCAAAACAUGUCAUAGAGAAGAGAAAGGAAGUAAACAGCAAAGCGCAUGCCGAGGCUAUUGUGCAAAUGGCCAACGUAUCAGAGUACGGCAAUUCAUCAAACGGUUCAGAUGUCAAGCAAUUGGUUGUUUUUAUGGAAGAAAAUAUGAUCGAUCAAAUACCUGCGGAGCAUGUCCGCUGUUGUGGUCAUCAGAUGCAUCAGGAGUGCUUUCAAAGUUACCAUGCUUCUCUUGUAAAAAGCCAUUGUAGCGAGAUAACCUAUGAAGGUAAAGAUAUCAUUGAUCUUCCCAAGACAGAGUUCCUCUGCCCAAUUUGUCGUCGACUGGCAAAUGUGCUACUUCCUAUUGUGCAUCAACCAAGUUUGUCGAAAAUGCUGCAAUUUUGUGUAAAUGAUGAUCUAGAGAACCAAAGAGAGCAUUGGGUGAAGUUUUGGGACAAGUGCAACAACCUACGUGGAGCUUUAGAUCAUUUUGCUAUCCAAAGUUUGAAUGUAAGGUAUAAUUUUCUGAAAGAAGUGGAAUCAAAAGAUUUACCGAAAAGCCCUGUAUUUUGGGAAGUUUUUGCUUCAAACAUUACCCACUGUGAAGUGGAGACCAGAGAGAAGCUUCCGGAAGUUGCUUCAUCUUCCGCAGCCAUGAAUCAGCCAAGUGAUCAGCGCUUGUGGGGUGGAGAUGCAGGGCAUUGGAUUGCCAUUCGGGAGCUGGGAAAACUAGCAAUGGUUUUUAAUACCCUUGAUAAUGGACAAGAGAUGACGACCAAAAGGGAGACGAUCAAGAACAUGUUAACCAAAAUUUCACAGUUUUUGCAAAACGAGGAAAUUUCCAGUCAGAACGAAUAUCUCAGAAUUCUUUUCACCUCUGUGCGUAGUGUUCUUAUCAGACAUCUGAAUAUAAUGGAGGAAACUCUUGACCCGGAAGAGCUGGAGAACUGUAGAAGAAAGGAGGAAUUCUGCCAGUCAAAUGGAACAGUGGAGGCACUACACAGACCAUGUACAAAUGGGUGUACAUCUCUAUCUAUGCACAGGGAUAGCCCUCAUGGGCAGCAACGUCAUCCUAUGCGGUGGACACGAUCAGAGCCUCCAAGGCCGGAAUUUUUCAGAAGAAGAGGGAUGGAUGAAGGGGUUGCACCAUGUGAUGACAUGGAAACGAAAGGAGAAGACUAUGUCACAACACGGAUUAAGGGCAUUUCUUGCAGGAUGCCGCCAGAUCCUGAAUAUUUGGAUGAACCUGUUCUCGUUCCAAUGGAUUUGGAUAGGAGCUCAUUCUUACAAAUUGGCAGUUUAUUUAAUGCAGAUCCGUUUCGACUUCUCGUUGUGAUCCUGAGUGCUUUUCCAGGAUGGCCUAAAGCAGAAGAAAUUCUGCUUCUAGUUAAAUUUUCGUACGUGGUGACUUUGAUUCAGGUUUUGCUAGCCUGUUCUGGACUGGAGGGUAAUGCCAGCAUCAACGUGCUUGACUUGGAAAAAGAAUGGGGUGGUGUCGUUCAACACACAUGCUUGCCGUUCUUGCGGAGAGCAGCGUUGCUGGUUCAAAUCACUGUUGGUGCGGAUUGCAAGCAAAACUAUGCUGGUCUAGGGAGGAGCGUGAUGGAUGCUUCGUACCUGCAACGGGAGUUGGGCCUUGCAGAAUGUCACAAAAUGUUUUUCACAAGCAUUUCAGAAGUUGAUAAUUUUGCGGCAACUUCGGGAGAAACGUCUUUGUUACAACAACUGCGUUUUGAUCAUAAUCUUCUGAACAAGGACUCAAAGUUGAUUCUGAUGGAAGUACCCAAAGAUUUGCAUUUUACAACAUUGCCUUCAGUUUACCAGGAUCUAAUGCUGCGGAGUAUUAAUGAGAAGUGCAAGGAAUGCGACUCUGUACCAUUGAAUCCGGCAAUUUGCCUCGUAUGCGGUGUCUUCUUUUGCUUUGCCAGUGAGUGUUGCACGAAGGAAAAUAUGGAGGAAUGCUCACGUCAUGCUGAAUCUGAGGGUUGCGGGAUUGGAAUAUUUUUAUUCAUGCACUCGACACAGUUGGUGCUCAUUCGUGGCGGUCGAGUCUGCAUGGCACAUUCCAUUUACUUGGAUCAAUACGGAGAGGGUGCGUGUGGAGAACGGCAAGACGAAUCGGACUCAUCUGAUGAGCCAGAGGACAUGUUGUUGAGGCGUUGUCAAUUACUACAUCUGAGCAAGCUUCGAUUGAAUGAGGUGAGGCGCUUGUGGUUGACAGCAGGUUUUGACUCGGACACGCUCAUCCUACAUAAUUCUCGACACUCUUCGAGAGUCCUCUGAACCAUACGACACAAUAUUAUUUUAUUUUAUUUAUUUUUCACUUCGCUACCACAACUGGAUCAGUAGUGUUGGAGGGAAAUUUACCAGGUUUUUACACAUUGACACAACGGAUCAGCGGAGUUGAUAGUUGGUAGUCUAGCUUAUGUGAGAAAGGGCAUUUCAUUCGUCAUCCCCUCUCUGUAAGGUUAUUUUUGCCACAAGGAAUCCGAAUAGUACCAUGUGGAAAUGAGUUGUGGCUACUGUUAACUCUGUGGACAUCUGGGGUUUUGCGCUCCAUGUUAGAUUGGAAAUUGAAUGAGGAGCAGUGACCAUUGCUAGGUUUAGAUGCGUCUUAGGAAUAUGAUAAAGUACUGAAUUGUUCAGGCAGUUUAACUAUGAGAACAUGUACAUAACUAUGGAAAUCCAUUUUUGACACUUCAAGUUAUAGUUUUCCUCCAUAGGAACUUAA
Messenger RNA from Physcomitrium patens, 6958 nucleotides. NCBI's taxonomy places the organism in Eukaryota, Viridiplantae, Streptophyta, Bryopsida, Funariales, Funariaceae. The record is from RefSeq and is a predicted model, not a curated record.